GUGAAUGGAGAACAGAGAAGGACUUGGGGCUACUGGUAGAUGAAAAGCCCAAAAAGCCAACCGGAUCCUAGGCUGCAGCAGAAGAAGCGUGGCCAACAAGUUGAGGGAGGUAAUGCUCCCCCUCUUUUCCGAUGAGAUCCCACCUGCAGCGCUGUGUCCAGGGGUCUUCAGGACAAGAAGGAUGUGGAUCUGUUGGAGUGGGAGGCCACGGAGAUGGUCGGAGGGCUGGGACACCUCUGCUAUGAGGAAAGGCUGAGACCUGAGCUUGGUCAGCCUGGAGAAGGCGCCUGGUGGCUCUUCAAUACUCAUGGGGACAGACUUUCUAGAUGGCUCAGGAGAUGUGACAGCACCCAGCGUGAGCACCAAUGCCAAGGAGAACCAUGCAGCAGCAGUGCAGUGAAGCUGAGCGUCGCAGGGUUUCGCUCGCUGGAAGCCGGACGGCAGCGAUGGAGGCCGUUCCAGCACGGCAACAGCAAUGAAGGGCCCUGUCCCCCUGACUCAGCUCGGCUCCGGCACCGGACCAUGAGCUCCCACCGCCCCCCGCGGCACGACGGCUCCGAUGCCGAGGGUUGCCCAGCGGCAUUUUGGGCGCAAAAUGGCAGUGUGCCAAUGGUGGGGGGUGAACCCCCUCGCCUGGCCACCACCACGCCAGCCGUGCCCAAAAUGGGGGUGCGUGCCCGCAUCGCUGACUGGCCCCCCAAGAGAGACGCUGUCAAGGACCCCCCUGUUGGCACCAGCCCGUGCCGGGAGGCAGCAGGCAGCCGGGAUGCCGCUUGCUGCCGGGGUUUUGCCAGCGGGCAGCAGCCCCUCACCAGUGUUUCGGGCUUUAAAGCCCUUCACCGCCUGGCACGGCGGCGAUCCAAGGACGUGGAAUUUCAGGAGGGGUGGCCCCGUUCCCCAGCAAGGGGCUUGGCACCACUGCGGCACCGGAGCAGCAGCGAGGUGACGCUGAGCGAGUGUGACCCAGAGGAGCCGGUGGAGCCACGGGGGACCAAACUGGGGGGGGCCACUGGACUUUUCCGCGAGUAUGGCAGCACAUCCUCCAUUGACGUGCAGGGCAUCUCGGAGCAAAGCUUCUUCGAUAUGCUCAAUGAAUUUCGGACCAAGAAGCCAGAUCGGCGAGCCGCAACGCCCGAGCGUCUUGGGGAAGCUGGUUUUCCUUUAGGAUCAUAUUCCGGGAUCAAGACGGAGGGUAGGAAUGGGCCCCGGGACGAGCCAUUGGUGCAGUCCAAGGAGAAACCCCGCAGGAGGUGUCCCAAAGGUGAUGCUGGAGGCGAAUCCAUCUUCAGGAAGCUCCGGAGCAGCCGAAACGAGGGGGAGCCGGGGAAGGAGCCAGAGGAGCUGCGGGCACCAGAGCCAGGCAAGGCUUGGGUGUGCCAGAAGAGUUUCGCCCACUACGACGUGCAGAGCAUGCUCUUCGACCUCAAUGCUGUGGCUGUCAAUCGUGCCGUGGUAGCCCAACGGCGAAACACCACCACAGGCGCCUCGGCCGCUUCGGCCACCACUGUUCGUGCCGGUGGGUUGGGAGGAUCGGAUCCAGCAUUCGCCAGCACCGAGGACCUUAACUGUAAAGAGAAUUUGGAGCACGAUGUGGGGGAUAACACCAGCAACGAGCUUCUCCUCAGCUGCCCCCAUUUCCGCAACGAGAUUGGCGGCAGCGGCGAGCGCAAUGUCAGCUUCUCCAAAGCCUCGGCGGGGUCCCCCGGGGUCCCCACGGUCGAGGGGGGCUUCCUGGAGCCUGCCCUCGAUGUACGCCCCACCAACGCUGGCGUCUCGGUGCUGGAGGUCCCCAAGGAGCUGCAGAGGAACCCCAAUCGGCUCAAGCACUACAGCGUCGAGCACGUGGACCUCGGUGCUCGCUAUUACCGGGAUCAUUUCCAUGGCAAAGAGCACUCUAACUACUUCGGGGUGGACGAGAAGCUGGGCCCGGUGGCUGUCAGCAUCAAACGGGAGAAGCUAGAAGACCACAAGGACCACGGCCCCCAGUACCAGUACAGGAUCAUCUUCCGGACCAGUGAGCUGGUCACCCUGCGUGGUUCCAUCCUGGAGGAUGCCACCCCUACUGCCACCAAGCACGGGACAGUCCGGGGACUCCCACUGAAGGAUGCCCUGGAAUACGUCAUCCCAGAGCUCAACAUCCACUGCUUGCGCCUCGCCAUCAACACGCCCAAGGUCACCGAGCAGCUCCUCAAACUGGACGAGCAAGGGCUCUGCCGGAGGCACAAGGUGGGCAUCCUCUACUGCAAAGCCGGGCAAAGCUCGGAGGAGGAGAUGUACAACAACGAGGAUGCAGGACCCCCCUUCGAGGAGUUCCUCUCCCUCCUUGGGGAGAAGGUUUGCCUGAAAGCCUUCAGCAAGUACGCGGCCCAGCUGGACACCAAAACCGACUCCACCGGCACCCACUCCCUCUACACCACCUACCAGGACUACGAAAUCAUGUUCCACGUCUCCACUAUGCUCCCCUACACCCCCAACAACCGGCAGCAGCUGCUGAGGAAGAGGCACAUAGGGAAUGACAUCGUCACCAUCAUCUUCCAAGAACCCGGAGCUUUACCUUUCACCCCCCAAAAUAUCCGUUCCCACUUCCAGCACGUCUUUAUCAUCGUCCGAGCCCACAACCCCUGCACUGACAACGUCUGUUAUAGCGUGGCUGUCACCAGGUCCAAAGACGUCCCACCCUUCGGACCCCCCAUCCCCAACGGCAUCACUUUCCGCAAAUCUGACGUCUUCCGAGAUUUCUUGCUGGCCAAGGUGAUCAACGCGGAGAAUGCCGCUCACAAAUCGGACAAAUUUCACACUAUGGCUACUCGAACCCGGCAGGAAUACCUGAAGGAUCUGGCUGAAAACUGCGUCACCAACACUCCUAUUGAUUCCGCUGGGAAGUUCAACCUCAUCUCACUGGCUUCCAAGAAGAAGGAAAAGACGAAAGCCCGAGCCGGGGCCGAGCAGCACAGCGCAGGGGCCAUUGCCUGGCGCGUUUCUGCUCAGGAUUUUGCCCAGGGAGCAGAGAUCGCUUGCGCCUUGGGUAUUUCCAAUGAAUUCGUGGUCUUGCUUGACCUCAGCGCGAAGGAGGUGGUCUUCAACUGUUUCUGCGGGGACGUCAUCGGCUGGACCGCCGACACUUCCACUGUCAAGAUCUUCUAUGGCCGAGGAGAUCACAUCUUCAUCCGGGCGGCCGAGGGUGGCCCCGAGGACAUCAAGGAGAUUGUGCAGAGGCUGAAGGUGAUGACAGACGGCUGCGAGACAGUGGACAUGACCUUGAGGAGGAACGGGCUGGGCCAGUUGGGCUUCCACGUGAAGUAUGAUGGGACGGUGGCCGAGGUGGAGGAUUACGGCUUUGCCUGGCAGGCUGGUUUGCGGCAGGGCAGCCGGUUGGUGGAGAUUUGUAAGGUGGCGGUAGUAACCCUCACCCACGACCAAAUGAUCGACCUCUUGCGGACCUCUGUCACGGUUAAGGUCGUCAUCAUCCCACCCCACGAGGAUGGAGCCCCUCGCAGGGGCUGGGCUGAGUCCUUGGAGAUAAGCAACGCGGAACCGAAGGGAGAGACUGAGAAUCUGCCGUCUGGCUACCGCCCGCCGUACCGGAGCAACGCCGGCUGGCAAUGGAGUGGGCCGGCCUCACACAACACGGCUCCGGCUAGUAAAUGGGCUGAGCCACUGGCCCUCGGCCAUGGGCAAGCGAUCAGCCGGUCAGCCAAGCAGCCCACUGUGUCCUACCGGGAGCAGCAGCCCCUGCACAGCAAGAGGCCAGUCAGCUUUCCCGAAACCCCCCAUCCCACCUCCUCCUCGCCGGCAGGAACAGAGAGGGCGCAGCCGUACCGGCAGCCCUCAGGCAGCUUCUCCGCACCAGGCAGCGCCGGGACAGCCUACGCUCGCUAUAAACCCUCUCCAGAGAGGUAUGUUGCCUCGCAGCGGCCACCAUUGCCAUUUGAGCCACACACCGGCCACGACGGCCCCUCCAGCGGUGACUCCUCAUCCGGGGGGCUCAGUAGCCACGAGAGCACCAUGGAACGGCACAAACCGGAGCCGUUGUGGCACGUGCCGGCACAGUCCAGGUUGCCGGGAAGCGGCGGGAGCAAACGAUCCGGCAGGCAGGAACCGACAGGCAAGGAUUCUCCCAACCGGCACUCCAAGGGUGACACGCAGUACUCGAGCCACUCCAGCAGCAACACGCUCUCCAGCAAUGCCUCCAGCAACCACAGCGACGACCGUUGGUUCGACGUUCCUGAUCCCAUCGAAACCGAACCGGAUCCCCUCUCCAAAGGCGGUUCCAGCGACAGCGGCAUCGAUACCGCACUCUACGCCUGCAGCCCUGCCGGCAGUGGCAGUGGAGGGGCUGGUCCCAAACCCCCCCGCCCAGCAUCGCAGAGGGACAAGGUUCCCAAAACCCCUUUGGCAUCCUAUGCCGGUUUGCAGGAUGAUGGUGUCCAUCCCGGUGACAAGAAGAGGGAACCAUCCCCAACUGUCAGUACCGGCAGCCAGGGUAAAAGCUAUCGGCAUAAAGCAGGGACCCCCGGAGCCUCGGGGACCCCUGGCAGCAGCCCCGAUCCUUUCAAGCAGCCCAGCAGCUCAAACCCACGGCUGGGCUACCCUGGCUACAAAACCCCCUUGGCCGAAACCCCCCGGCCCCCCCACGCCUCCCAGCUUUCUGCUUCGGUUCCCAAAUCCUUCUUCUCCAAGCAGACAGUCAGGAACAAACAUGCCACAGGCUGGAAACGUGCCAGUGACGCACCGGAUCCCAAAAAGCAGGUGGACGCCAACACCAAGAACGUUUUUGGGCAGCCGCGACUGCGAGCGUCGCUGCGGGAUCUACGUUCCCCCCGUAAGAGCUACAAAUCCACCAUCGAGGAUGACCUCAAGAAACUCAUCAUCAUGGACAGUGCCGCACCGGAACCGGAGAGAGCUGGGUCCCCACAGAAAGGGCUCCAGCGGACACUGUCGGAUGAGAGCCUGUGCGGCGGGCGGCGGGACGUCGGUUACGCCGCCGGCGCGACAGCAGCAGCAUCCUUAGACACCGAUGUCCUCUUCACCAGCGCCUAUCCCUCCAGCACCUUGCCUAGCCGCCGGCAACACCCCCCCACUGUCAACGGCAGCCUCCCUGAGAAGAAAUCUGCCAUCUCCGCCUCUGAGCUGUCCCUGGCCGAAACACGGGACAAGCCCCCCCUUCGCCGGAUCGAUCCCGGGAUGAUGCCUUUGCCGGAUACGGCAACCGGGCUGGAGUGGUCCAGCCUGGUGAAUGCCGCCAAAGCCUAUGAAGUGCAGAGAGCCGUCUCCCUCUUCUCCCUCACCGACUCGGCGCUGAGCCCCGACCCCCCUGUGCCCCCUGAGAGGCAGCUGACGCCACGGGGGGGGCCCCCCCUCAGCCAGCCCCCGCCCCUGGACCUGCCAGGGAAGGUCUCCCAGUUAGAAGCCAUGUUGAAACAGCUCCACAGUGACCUGCAGAAGGAGAAGCAGGACAAGGUGGUGCUGCAGGCGGAGGUGGCCAACCUGCGGCAGAACAACCGGCGGCUGCAGGAGGAAUCGCACUCGGCUGCCCGGCAGCUCCGACGUUUUGCCCGGAUCUUCUCCGGCGCAGUCGAGAAAGAAGAGCUGUGAGCGAGG
Haliaeetus leucocephalus (bald eagle) is the source of this 5601-nucleotide messenger RNA. It is a transcript of the gene SIPA1L3, whose product is annotated as signal-induced proliferation-associated 1 like 3. Gene Ontology annotation, molecular function: protein binding; GTPase activator activity. The record is from RefSeq and is a predicted model, not a curated record. Gene Ontology annotation, biological process: establishment of epithelial cell polarity; regulation of small GTPase mediated signal transduction; epithelial cell morphogenesis. The coding region runs from base 214 to 5595 and encodes 1793 amino acids. Lineage: Eukaryota; Metazoa; Chordata; Aves; Accipitriformes; Accipitridae. The transcript has 21 exons. Gene Ontology annotation, cellular component: Golgi apparatus; cytoplasm; plasma membrane.